Messenger RNA from Hemibagrus wyckioides, 945 nucleotides. RefSeq names its product sperm associated antigen 8 (gene spag8). The transcript is spliced from 7 exons. Gene Ontology annotation, molecular function: microtubule binding. Lineage: Eukaryota; Metazoa; Chordata; Actinopteri; Siluriformes; Bagridae. Gene Ontology annotation, cellular component: nucleus; cytoplasm. Bases 127 to 732 code for a protein of 201 amino acids. Gene Ontology annotation, biological process: positive regulation of transcription by RNA polymerase II. The record is from RefSeq and is a predicted model, not a curated record.
CCGUCAGUUUACUUCCGGUUAGUGAGAGCGAGUUUUGCCCCACGUAAAAUUUCACAGCGUUUCAAAUAUUAGAAAAUACAUAAAGUUCACUAUUGUAAAAAAAAAAAAAAAGAAAUAAAGAAGUAAAUGGAUUUAAAAAUGAGUUCCUCGGAGAUGGAGGAGGGAGAGAGAGCAGGCGGAGGAUGUUUACUGGGGAACUGGGUGGAAGAGAGGGCGACUACAUCACUGGACAACACUGGACCAACAUCUGACAUCCAUAAAAAUGGACACAAGGGCAUCCUCACAGUGGACUUCUCCUCUAAACUGAAUGGGGUUAGUACACUGAAAUCUGCUUUCACCAGCCCUAAAGGCACAUGGGUACGACAGAAAGGAUUACGAUCUGAGCUGCUGCAGAAGCACCUCAUCAAAAGCAUAAGCGAGCAGGUACAUGCAGAGCUCACACCGCAGCCUCCGGCCCCUGAACUGUACUCCGUAACCAGAGCUGAUUACACAGCACAGGGCUUCCAGUCUGUCCAACCAACACCAUCCACGGAUCGUGACUACAGGACCGAUGAGGCCAUCACGUUUUGGAGGGAAAACUUUGACAAGAUUCAGGGUGUGACAGCAGUGAGAAACAGAGAUGCUCCUUUUAAGAAGAACGCCAGUUUCACCACUCCAAUCAGUGAGCGCUUGGACCCCAAUCCUGAGGACUAUACCGAUAUAGAAGAAAUUGUUCACAACACGAGACAAUGACACAACAGCUGAGACGGACGACUGAAUAUUCAAGACAAAAUCAUGGAGGAAUUAUUUGGAUCUUUAUAGCAAUAGUCCCUCGAGUAAAAAAGUAACUGAACAGACAAGCUCCAAACCCUGAUGGUGAAAGUAUAAUGGCCCAGCGGUUAGCACUUCAUCUGGCCAUCAUAGCGAUAUCGGGCGCUAUGGAGUGACAGCAGAGAUCCAUCCAGA